Amoebophrya sp. A25 is the source of this 4034-nucleotide messenger RNA. Lineage: Eukaryota; Dinophyceae; Syndiniales; Amoebophryaceae. The record is from the annotation of a GenBank genome assembly.
CGUAUACCCUAGCAGACGUGGAAAUUCAGGCAGCAAGGAACUCGAACGUAGAUUUUAUGAGUGCUCUACGAGACGCUACACAGAAUCCACUAGCGCAGCAUUACAUGCAUCAGAAGUACAUCGUGCAGCAAGCAGUGGCUGAAAAUGAAAGGGAGCGGAAAAAUGCUGAGAGCAUGAAGGACAGAAAGGCUAGUGCAAAGAAAAAACGACCAAAAGGAGGAGUUGAUAAAGUUCAGAGGGAGCUUAAGAAAAGAAACAGUAGGAGAGGAGCCGGGCAAGAUGAGACCCUCUUCGAGCAAGCUAACGCCGACAUCUUUGCAGAAUACAGUGCCGCUGUUCAAAGAUCGAAUAAGCAAGGUGGCAAUAUCAUCGCACACUUUGGACAUUCGGACAGCCCAUUCCCGAUACUGGAAGCACCAAUGGCGACGCUAGCGAUUGAUGCUGGGAUCUUGUUCCGUGACGUUCUACGAGAUCCGCGAUGUAUCAUUUAUGAACCUGAUGGAGGAGGUAAUGGUGGUGGUAAUGCGGCCGACGAAGCAGGAGUCGACAGGUCUGAUACAGUAAGCCGGUUUCGACGCAAGGUGAAGCGAUCACUCGGAUGGCGUAAAGGGAAAAACACUGGAGCUAACAGUAAAACCAGCAGAGCAGGUAGAAAGCCAGGAGUUGGCUGUCUUCAGCGACAUCUUAGUGCCACGAUGAUAACGUUCUUUAGUGGGACACGUGCGUCUUUUGAGUUAUCUCCUGCUGCAGUGUGGGAUGCUAUGAACUUCGCAAUCGAACUCGCGCACAGAUACGAGAAAACUGUUGUUGAGCGGGUAGUACAUCUUUUCUACUGUACUACUACGUCUAUGUAGUUUUGAUUAUAAUAUAAGGCCCCUUCAAGUCCAACUUCAAGUUACUUCAAGUUUCAUUGUCAUCUUCCAACCCCAACGCCUUCCACGUCAAAACGUCUCUCAAACAGAUAACCACUUCCGUGCAGCUCUCGAACGAUGCUUUGGAAGCUUUGACGGAUUCUUACCUAUUUCCUUUGAUGCACGAGAUGAAACGGCACACAACUGAUGCUGGAGCACCAAGGGGAAUCUACGUCAUCGCACAACAAGACUUGUGCGCCGCUGAACCAGAGAAGACGCCAUUGAGUGUGGUGAGAAACAACGGAGUUGCCGGAUCACCUAGACCUAGUGCAGCGUCCUCUUCAGAUGGAUCAUCUUUUUCCAUGUUGAGUAAGAUGUUUUCGUCAGCAGCAUCAAUCUUUUGGUCUGGAGGUGGGUCACGACCUGGCAGCGAAAUGACGGCGAGAAGAGGUGGGGGAGGCGAUGAUGCAACAGAGGUAGGUCAACAACAAGAUGCAACAGGAGAGGCAGAUCGUGGACAACAUGCACCUCCACUUGACGAACCCAUCCCCCCAAAGGGUCCUCCCCACUACCGUUGCUUGAAAAUGGGGAACGGCGGCCUUCUUCUCACUAGUAUGCACUACUCAGAGUGGGAGAAGAAGAGGAGGCCUAAGGUUUACACAUUGUGGAAUCCAGAGGAGGACCGCCUACUGCGGGAAGCAGCUGCAAUUCCAGGUGAUGAGAGAGGUUUCGUGUCGCUGCUGAGGCUGCAUGUCGCUGUAGAUAAAUACGAUCGCCUCAGGGGAUAUUCGAUGCCCAAAGAUGAUACUAGCAACUACCAAUAUGCUGCAUAUCCAUCGACCUCCUCCUCGUCUUAUUCUUAAGGCUUCCCCAAGUUCAUCUUAGCAUCUAGAUCUACUUUGCCACGUUUUCAAGGGGAAAACGAAAAAAGCCCAAAAAUGCGCUUCAAGAUGAAUAAGAAAGGGAAGGUCUAAUAUUCUCAACAAGAACAGCAUGGUGCAGCUCAGCUGCCUCAACAAAUGAGCCAGAAAACGAAGAAGAUUGAUGUUUACGUCCGAACUGCAGACAUUGCGCCAGCUUUAGUGACGACAGCACUUUCGUCGAAAUCCUCCUUGGCCCAGAUGGAGAAUGAGAUAGGCAAAUACAUCGACAGGAUAUUUUCCCAAGUUAUGGUGGGUACGCUAUGUGGUGUAUAUUCACGAUACUAAAGAUUCCACCGUAGAGUACUCUGCUCGUCUUCGUCUUUCCCUCCUUUCCCUUCUAACAUCCGUAUCGACGAACGUUCAACAGUCGUGGACGAAGGCUACAUAUUUGAUUCGCGGUUUCAGAUCACUGCCAAUUCAGGCGCGCCAGCAGUUUCGACGUCGCUACGGUCGCUCCAUAGUGGCGCAACCAUCCUUGGAGAAGUGCGUGCGAAAGCCAUGGCUCUUUUGUAUCAUCAAUCCUUGCAGAGUUCGUCGGGUUCUUCUGGAGGUAGUGCUAGUAGGAGCGGUUCUUCUUCGGCAGGUUCGUCCUCUCUGUCUGCAGCUGCUUCAUCCAAAAAUAGCGACAAGAAGGGCACGAGACAAAAACAAGGUGACUCAUCUGCGUCCGCCCUCGGACGUGCCAUUGCUAAAGUCUGGAGAACAAGGCAGAACACGCUGAAGUGUUUUCGAAAGCAACAAGAACAACAACGACAAGAAACUUUUCGACAAGAAGAUGAUCCUAUCGGGAUGUCAAAGUCAAAGACAAGUACAUCUUUGACUUGUCAGAACAUGUGCUCGUCAACACAGUUAGUGGAGUUAUCCGAUCUCCAGAUGCUUAUGAAGCAUACCCAUUUUAUGCUUCUUCGGUCGUUGACUGUGAAACGCAUUGAGGAGGAAGCACUCAAAAGGUUUGAGGAACCAGAGGGCGGGAAGAGCAGCACCGGCAGAAAGUCUGGGAGGAACAAAUAUAGUGCAUCUUCCAAGACCAAGACGUCGUCGAAGAGUGCUAAAACAUCUUCUAGUUUGAUUGGUGGAGCACUAAGAAGGAGAAGAUCAUGGGGAGCGCGAAAAAAGGUGAAUAGAAUCCUAGAGGUGGCGACGGCGAGCGCGAAACGAAAAAGUAGCUCUUCACAAAACGCUGAUCCUGAUUCUACUCGACUACAAGAGAAGCGACCCCCUCUGUUACGUCCGCCUACUCCUGCCGAAAUCGACGCAUACUUGUCGCGAGCAGGCCUGCGGGCGACAGUGGAAUUCUUUCUAGGUGGUACGACGCAAAAUAGCGAGAGGAGUUCUUUGGUUACAGCAUGCAGUCAAUACCCAAGGUGGAUGGAACAACCAUGGCCGGUUACCUAAAAAUCAAUAAAGAAGUGAGUGUCGAUGGGAUGUGGAUGUUAUCAUAUAAACUUAGCGAGUAAGAGUAUGUAUCAGGGAAUUUGAAAAUUUGAAUUUAGAAAUUUAGGAAAUUGACUUUGCAUCAUUGUCCGAUAUAUUUUGGGCAAACAUCAAGAAAUAAACGUUUACUGUCUAGUGCGGAUCUUCGAAUAAUUCUUGUUAUGGCUAUUGCAUUAGAUCUAGCAUCCGAGUGAAAAGCACAACCAAAACACUUUUAAAUUGGGUGCAGUCUCUUCUUCUUGUGAAUGUGUUACAAAAUACACUUGAGCUUCAAGCUUUUAGUCAAAACAUUUUUGCAUCAUCACUCGGAGCCAGAGCAUGCUCGAGCUGUUAUACGUAUUAUUACCCCUCUUUCUGAUAGCAUGCAAUUCCUCCAAUUUUUCAGAUGAAUAAGGUAAGUACAACUUCCCACGCAAAGGGCAUAUAACUGAGAUGAAGCUACAGAUCCCACGUGGAUGUCUGCAGCUUGUAGUCGUGAUUUAAUGAUGGUACCAAUAAAAUUCGUCUCUGAAAACUAAAGACAAGAAACUUAACUACAAAUGCGAUGUUGGUUAUCAUGUGACGAACCAUUGAGCAUCAGCGUCUCCAUCUAUUCUUCUGACAAUCAAUGUAGUGAUCACAACUGCAAAAUCAUUGACAAUUAGGAGCGCUUAUCGUUGUGUAGUCAGUGAAACUGCCUAGGUUCCUCAUGACUGCGUUGAACGAGAAUCGUCAACGAACCACGUGUUGAGAAUGCGAAAAGAACGAUAUUGGUAAGUUGUGUGGUUCACACAUGAAACGAGAGCUGCAUUCUUGUAGUUGUGAAAGAGACAGAAAAAGAGUCCCA